AUGUUAUUCACUCAUCCUUCACCAAUGCUUCCCUCGCACAUGUCUCAACGGCAACGUCUUGGCCUUAAUUCUUUGAAAAGUUUCAUCUAUGAAACAAAACAUUUCAGUCAGUGCAAGUUAUCGUACAUGUUAGGCAUGAAAGAAAGUGCAUUGUUGCCAGGUUUCAUUUAUCAUGUCGCUACAUUUGAAGUCACUGACAUUCACCAUAUGUUUUCUAUGGAGCAUUUGUUGAUAAUCAUUAACAAUGGAAAUAUAAAUCUUUGA
This is a messenger RNA of Clunio marinus, 264 nucleotides long. The record is from the annotation of a GenBank genome assembly. Lineage: Eukaryota; Metazoa; Arthropoda; Insecta; Diptera; Chironomidae.